CAUUGGCAUACUUCAGAGGGCUCUUCAUUAGGGUGAAUCAGAUCAUUUAAUUUCGCAUCAUGCAGUCUCUUGCAGCGUAUGCAUCCGAUUCAGACGAGGAGCUGCCGAUUGCAUCAUCCAGCAGGUCGGUGAGCCUUGCGGUCCCAGCGCCAACCCGUGUGGCCUCGUCAAUCUCGAUUGCAGCUGCCAAACGUAAAGCUGACAGCAGAGGCAGGCUCCAAGUCCGCGUCUCAGCAGCGAAUGGCGAUAAUUUAGAUGCAGACGGUAUUGCGUCCACCGAAUCACCGAAUGAAUCUGACCUCAAAAAGCCUAAACUAGCGUCAGGUGCCAUAUUUCGGCACUCGCUACUGGGCGCCCUUCCAACCCCCAAAAGAGCUGUUCGUGACGAUGGCAGCGUCAAUAGCCGGCAGUCAUACUUCACGGCGCAGAUUGUCUGUGAUAAAUAUAUGCCAGAUCUUCCCCAACGGAGCGCAAGCGGCGGUGGGCAGGCGGAGCGUGCUUCUAAAGUCACCAACAGGGGAAAUUCUGCUUUUCGCGCCAUGUUAGGUCUGCCACCUGUGUCUCCCGGCACUUCCUCCACAAAAAAUACUGCUAGCAUACCGAGUGUGCCCUCUCCGACAGCAAAGGUUCUUGUCUCUGGGGCAUCAUGGGCAGAUACAUCACUUGCUUGUCCCAGAGACUUGCUCGACGAGAGGCAGGAGGCUGCGACGCCACAGGCUCUCGAACUCAGGGCAGCAUUGCAAACAAAGCCAGCGUCAGAAUUGCCGAAGGUAGCGAUUCUACCGUCGAACAAAAACGAGAAGGAAAAAUUCACAUCACGGGCGGUGCCGCAAGAAGGCAAAGGCUCUGCUCCCUUGUCCGCAGCACCAGACGUGGAGGACGAGGCUGCGGAGUGCCUAAGUGAACAGAAGGAAGUUUCCGGGCUAGACCCCUAUGCAGGCUGGCAAAUGAACCCCGAUGGUACUUGGUAUCCUGUCACUCCGGAGGCUAUCGCCGUAUAUCAGAACUACGCUCGUCAGGAUUCAACAUUGAGCGCAUCGCUCACAGGCAGCCACGAAAGUUCCACUGAGAUCCGUUCAGUCGAUGUGAACACUCCGAAGGCUCUAUCGGCAACCGCUGGUGACUUCAAUCCAGCUGAUACCACUGGUCUCACCGCGGAUCAAAUCAGAGCAAAAGGAAAGGCUCGAAAUAAAGGGCAGCUGAGCUCUUUGGUCAGCAUGGCGAACGAGAAGAAGGAGAACCUCGAGAAUAAGUGGGCGCGGAGUAGACAAGGUAUCUCCAAUGCGUCAAACAAAUAUGGCUUUUAGUCGCUCCUAUAAGGCAGACAUGACAAGCGCGCAGUGCACAGUGCAGCCGCAUGUGCAGAUUGCAUCACAAAUCGCUGUUUCAAGCGCCAACGUAAAGCAUUCGGCUGGACUGCAAUGCCGUUUCCUGUGAAAGAUUGCAAUCGUCAACAAGACGGACGGAGGCAG
This is a messenger RNA of Tilletiaria anomala UBC 951, 1472 nucleotides long. RefSeq lists its product as uncharacterized. The coding region runs from base 60 to 1307 and encodes 415 amino acids. The transcript has a single exon. NCBI's taxonomy places the organism in Eukaryota, Fungi, Basidiomycota, Exobasidiomycetes, Georgefischeriales, Tilletiariaceae. The record is from RefSeq and is a predicted model, not a curated record.